This is a messenger RNA of Spirometra erinaceieuropaei, 432 nucleotides long. NCBI's taxonomy places the organism in Eukaryota, Metazoa, Platyhelminthes, Cestoda, Diphyllobothriidea, Diphyllobothriidae. The record is from the annotation of a GenBank genome assembly.
AUGACGGCAAAGUCGGCCAGAGGUGACCAGAAGCAAUAUUGGGCUGAAAUAGCGACCUCCAUGGAACAGGCCUCGAAAGUUCGUGACGCUCGGAAACUCGACCAACUUAUCCGCAAAGGUAAUAAUAAGCCCUGUGCACUGAGUGACUCUCUUCGCGACGCAAAUGGCGGCUUUAUUGCUGACAACUCUGCCAAAGUCGAGCGUUGGCAUGAGCACCUCGAGCACCAUCUCAACUUUGAUACCCAAUCCACCUCGUCUUUGCUCUUCUCUGCAACGGAGUUUCAUCCCGCUCCAACCUAUGCAGUGCAAUGCGGCCCACUUUCAGAAGAAGUGGCCUAUGCCAUACGAAAGCUGCGCAACAACAUGGCACCCGGAGAGGACGGUAUACGCAUUGAAGUCUACAAGUCUUGUGCCGACACUCAGGCUCCAUGA